This is a messenger RNA of Camellia sinensis, 436 nucleotides long. RefSeq names its product heavy metal-associated isoprenylated plant protein 2. Lineage: Eukaryota; Viridiplantae; Streptophyta; Magnoliopsida; Ericales; Theaceae. The record is from RefSeq and is a predicted model, not a curated record. Gene Ontology annotation, molecular function: metal ion binding.
AUACUUUGCUCCCUUAUGAUCAUCAUAGCCUUAACGCUUAAUUUCCAUGCAUAAAAGGGUGGGAAAAAAAACUUCAAGAAGCCUUCUUUACUAAUUUCUUUUGUUGAUUCCUACAAAUAGGUUUCGAAAGAUUUCUACAUUGAGCUUUGGGAACAUAAUAUAGUUCCAUUCACCAUCUUGCUUUGCACUUCCAUGAAGAAAAUAGAGUUGAAGGUUGGCAUUUACUGCCAUAAAUGCAAAACAGAGGUGUUGAAGGCAGUUACAAAACUUACAGGUAUAGAUCAAGUAUCAGUGGAUGCUGAAAAAGGGACACUAACUGUAAUUGGAAAUGUUGAUCCAGUUUGUGUGACAACCCAAGUGAGAAGAAAGACUGGAAAAGUAGUAGAACUAAUCAGUGUUGGUCCACCAAAGCCUCCUGACCCAAAACCUCAACCUU